Messenger RNA from Limulus polyphemus (Atlantic horseshoe crab), 7900 nucleotides. RefSeq names its product E3 ubiquitin-protein ligase TRIP12-like (gene ctrip). Gene Ontology annotation, molecular function: ubiquitin protein ligase activity; zinc ion binding. The transcript is spliced from 41 exons. The record is from RefSeq and is a predicted model, not a curated record. Gene Ontology annotation, cellular component: nuclear speck. The coding region runs from base 272 to 6817 and encodes 2181 amino acids. Gene Ontology annotation, biological process: regulation of double-strand break repair; proteasome-mediated ubiquitin-dependent protein catabolic process; protein polyubiquitination. Lineage: Eukaryota; Metazoa; Arthropoda; Merostomata; Xiphosura; Limulidae.
CUCGAACAGAGCAACUGCUUAAAGGCCAAUUCCCGUUGUUUGUAAUCAACGUAUAGUCAUUAGUAGAAGUGUUAUUCAGUCGGUAGCGAUUUUUUAUGAUAAUGUUAGGUAAGGUUCCCUCGCGAAGGGGUUCCACUAGUGAAAGUUAGGGAAUAUCACACAGUAGCCGUAACGUUAUAUAAGUAUAUAUAUUUUUAAGGGUGGUAUUAACUUUGGAUACAUUAAAACAAGGUCUAGCAGUGGGGCAUGACUAAGCAGAAGAGUAGUGUCUAUGGCAGACCAACCUGGUAGGCAAAGAGGGGGGUCCAAAAGAAACGCUCGCCAUCAUCAACAGGGGUCACGAUCUCCUAUAUGUACUAGGUCAAGAACCAGAAUUUUAGCUCAAGAAAAAUCACAGUGUGAAGAAUCUCUUGUGGUGUACGAACAGCCUGACAGAGCUGGUGACACUGUGACAGACAAAAGGCAAAUCCCUGUAGAGAACAUCAACGAAUGUUCAGCCCCUAAAAAACAGAAAAACAAUCCUGAAGGUAUUUUGGAAGUGUUUAAAAAUAAUAGGAGUCAGCCAAGUGCCACAAUUGAUCCACCCAGCACCUCAGCCUUGAAUGAAACUGUUUCUCCAUCUAGUGGUAGUAAAGUUAAACUUUCUACUUUAACAAAAAAUCAUAGUACAAGAACUUGUUCGAAAGCAGAGUUUGGGGUUGAGCGGCAACUUCCAGCACCAGAACAGUGGUUACCACCUUCCACUUCUAGAUAUUCUUAUAAGGUAGAAAAAGUUACUUCUGCUUCACAACUGGAAACAGUGAUUAAAAAGAAACCUUGCAGACCCCAUAAAGUUACUUCCACAUUGACUGUGAACUCUCCAGUUGUCACAGCUAACUUUUAUUCUGAAGACAAACCUAAAGCUACCUCUUCAGGAACAAAAGACGGGUUUAUAUCACACACCAAAUCUUUUGAAAGUUCUCCACAUCCAAGAAAUCAAAGCACCAAUAGGCGACGCCUAAAAAAAGAGUCAAAUUCAUCUUUGGAUGAGGCUUCUUAUUUUCAAGUUGAAGUUGAAGACUUAGCAAAACAUUGUGGAGGCAGCCAUAAUCAGUUGUCAAGUCCUUUUGCUAUAAAGAAGGAACCUCAGCUGAGAACUGAAAAUCUGCAAACUCUGCCUCUUAAUCUUGUUCCAGUAGAUUUGUCUUGUCAUCAGCCAGGUCCUUCUGGCUCAAACCAAAACAAAGGGAAGGGAAAAAAUCGGCAGCCAGGUAGAAAAACUUCAGAACUCCAGUCAGGUACUGUUGACGGUAAAACUCCUACUAAAGGCAGUAGAGCAACUGGGAAGGCAGCAAAGAUCAAUCAAGAAAAGGCCACAAGAACCAAGACAACGGGGUCGUGUGCUAGUAGCCGUCGGCGUUCCUCCCGAGCAAGCAAGCUUCCUGCAGUGAGUUCCAGUAGUGUGGACGGAGGAGCAGGCCGACUACAGGGAGCUCCAGGCAGGAGUGGCAUGUCAGAAGCAGACUCGGGACAAGAGGGGACGUCGACUACUUUCAACAGUGAAGAUGCUGCUAAUAAUGUGCCUACUUCAAGUGGUGUGAGCAGUUCUAUGGCAGCAGCUGCAGAUAGUGAAUCAGAUGAUAAUGAAAUGGGUAGGCUACAGGCUCUCCUGGAAGCUCGAGGUCUCCCUCCUCAUCUCUUUGGAGCCUUAGGGCCACGUAUGCAACAUUUGUUACAUCGGUCAAUGGGAAGUAGUGCAAGUAGCAAAGCCCACCAAUUACUUCAGGGACUGCAGGCUACUGGAGAUGAGGGUCAACAACUACAGGCUGUUAUGGAGAUGUGUCAGUUGUUGGUGAUGGGUAAUGAGGACACACUGGCUGGCUUUCCUGUAAAGCAGGUAGUUCCUGCCCUCAUCAAUCUCCUGUCAAUGGAACACAAUUUUGAUAUGAUGAAUCAUGCCUGUCGUGCUCUCACUUACAUGAUGGAAGCUCUUCCAAGAUCUUCUGCUGUUGUGGUUGAUGCUGUACCUGUAUUUUUAGAAAAGCUGCAAGUAAUUCAGUGCAUGGAUGUUGCUGAACAGUCUCUUACAGCCCUUGAAAUGUUAUCUCGCAGACACAGCAAGGCUAUCCUCCAUGCUAGAGGAGUUUCUGCCUGCCUUACGUACUUGGAUUUCUUCUCUAUAAAUGCUCAGCGAGCUGCCCUCACAAUCAUGGCCAACUGUUGUCAGAAUCUGAUGACUGAUGAGUUCCACUUUGUGCAGGAAUCUCUGCCAAUUCUGAGUGCUCGUCUCACCCAGCAGGACAAGAAGUCUGUAGAGAGUGUGUGCUUGGCCUUUUCACGUUUUGUGGACUGUUAUCAAAAUGAUCCUAAGAUCUUGAUAGAAAUAGCUAAUCAUGGUCUUCUCAGUAAUAUUCAGCAGUUGUUAAUGGUGACUCCUCCCGUCAUUAGCUCUGGCACAUUUGUGAUGGUAUUGAGGAUGUUGGCUAUAAUGUGUGGCUCAUGUCCUGAGUUGGCAGUUCAGUUGCUUAAACAAAAUAUAGCAGAGACUUUGAGGUACCUUUUGAUGGGCAGUGUUGAUCCUGUAUCAGACGAAAUUGAGCUUAUUCCCAGAAGCCCCCAGGAACUGUUUGAAAUCACAUCUUUAAUUGGAGAGCUUAUGCCACGAUUACCCAUGGAUGGCAUAUUCAGUGUGGAUGCUUAUCUGGUGAAACCUACAAGCAGCCACUCGGAUGCUGUAGUGUGGCAAUGGAGAGAUGAUAGAGGAGCUUGGCAUCCAUACACUGGGAUAGAUAGCAAGAUAAUAGAGGCAGCCCAUCAAUCUGGUGAAGAUGAAAUAAGUUUAUCAACUAUGGGAAGAACAUAUACUAUUGAUUUCAACUCCAUGCAGCAGAUUAAUGAAGACACUGGAACUACAAGGCCAGUGCAGCGAAGGGUUAACCAUUGUUCUGGAACAUCAUCAGUGUCAACUUCAAGUAUCAGCAGUAUUGAUUCCAGAGUGGAUUGUCUCCAUGAGAACACUGAACUUGCUGCAUCCUUCAUCAAAUCUUUGUUUGCAGUACUCUAUGAAGUUUAUAGCAGUUCUGCUGGGCCUGCUGUGAGACACAAAUGUCUACGAGCACUUCUAAGAAUGGUUUACUUUGCUCCACCAGAACUAUUGGGUAAAGUUCUAAAAAAUCAAGUAGUAUCAAGCCAUGUAGCAGCCAUGUUGUCAUCUCAAGAUUUGCGGGUUGUGGUUGGAGCACUACAGAUGGCAGAAAUUUUGAUGCAGAAACUUCCUGAUAUAUUUGGGGUUUAUUUUUGCCGAGAAGGUGUUAUGCACCGGGUCAAUGAACUAGCUAAAGCAGAGCCUCAACAGAAUAGUCCUUGUGCUAAGGAUCUGUCACAAUAUUCAUCUCCUCCAGUUCCAAUAUCUUUAAGCUUUAGCCCUUGUGAAACUACUCUCCCAUUGGCCAAUCCCCAUACUGGUUCAUCUUCAGCAGAUGGCUCUCUGCACUUUGUUAGCAGUGUUCUUUGGGGAUCUCCUUCCUCCUCCUCCUCAGUAUCAUCAGGACCGAUGGGUCUUCGAGUUCUGCCCCCUAACCCCUCCAAUCCAGAUGAGGAUCAUUGUUCUUCAAUUGGUCAAAUGCGUCUUAGUGAUGUGCUCAAGAGAAAAAGGACUCCAAAACGUGGAAAUGCUACUAGUCGUAAAGUACGCACAGAAGACAGCCCCAGAGAUUCUGUGAAUAGUAAUUUUUCUUUUCGAAGCUCAAGUCGAAAUGAGCGGACUUUUGAUAAUUCUCCAAGUCAGUUAUUAAGUGCUUCUGUUUUGUCAGUCCCAGCCUCUCCUGCAGCAAGCCUUCACUCUCCCUUGCCUGGUGGUUCUGUUUCAAACUCAACCAAUUUACAGUGUACAGGAGUAGGUCACUCUGGGAGAGGACGUCUGAGUACAGCUGCUGCAAAGACUUCUUCUUUCCUUGCCAGUCUUAAUCCUGCUCGAUGGGGUCGGUGGAGCAGCACUUCUCCUUUACCAGGAAGAUCCUUGAGUUCGGAACCAUCUACAGACCAAAAGGCCACAAGCUGUACUAAUUUGUCUGGGAAUAGAGAGAAAAUUAAAGCUUGGAUCAGAGAUCAAGCUCAAAAGUUUGAGAACCAGUAUUUCAAGACAGAAAAUCAUGGAACUUUACAUCCAGCUAUGAAUGUUCUUAAUCGAAUCACCUCAUCUUUGGAACACCUUGAAAAUGUUGCUGAUGGAGGACUGAAAGCUCUAGAAGAGAUUCGUGAUGUGGUAGUAGAAAGUGAUAUAUCUUCAUUUGAAGUCAUUCACAGCAAAUUGGUUACAAAGUUGUUACACUACUUGACAGCUGCCAGUGGUUAUGGAGCCUGUAGUAGAGAUGACCGUCUACGAAUAUUUCUUCAUGUUUUCAAAAAAGCUCCAUUGUUUAAGAUCUCAACACUGGAGUUAGAUAAACUUGACCCUUCUCCCCUCUCUGCUCUUGUUGCAAAAUUGAAUGCCUGUGUAAGCCAGCUAGAACAGUUUCCUGUAAAAGUUCAUGAUUUACCAGGUGGUGGUGGUACAGGGAGCAGCAGAGGAACAAGCACCCUCAAAUUUUUCAACACCCACCAGCUCAAGUGCAAUCUUCAGCGACAUCCAUCAUGUUCCAAUCUUAGACAGUGGAGAGGAGGACCUGUAAAAAUUGAUCCAUUAGCACUUGUUCAAGCUAUAGAAAGAUAUUUAGUUAUUCGAGGAUAUGGAAGGAUUAGGGAUGAUGAUGAUGAUGGCAGUGAUGAUGAAAACUCUGAUGAAGACAUUGAUGAUACCAUGGCUGCUAUGAUGAUCAACCAAGGCCAGGCCCGUCAUAAGCUUCAGUUUUUGAUUGGGGAAAAUGUUCUUCCAUACAACAUGACAGUGUAUCAAGCCAUCAGACAGUAUGGUGCAGGUGGUCAAGGUGCUGAUGGGCAUGAGACAGACACAGACUCGGAGAAUCCUGUUGGAUAUGCUAACAUCUGGGUGCAGACUCAUACCAUUUGGUACCGUCCAGUUCCUGAUGAAGACCCAUCAUCGAAUAAAGCCAUUGUAAGCAGUAGUAGCAAUUCCAUUCAUCGUUCUCAGGGUAUAUCUUCAGGCUGUUCUAGUCGCCGCAACAAGGGAGCUUCAGGUGGAAGAACCUCACCCAAGAAAAAAAGUGAUGAAUUAUGGAAUGAAGGACUAGUUCCAGAAUCAGUUCCUUUACUUUCCUUCUACUUAACUGCUUCACUCCCAGAUUCAUUUACAGUUCAAGAUCCUUCAUUAGAAGUGAUAUGCCUCCUUAGGGUGAUCCAUGCUUUAUGUCGUUACUGGGGAACACUGUAUGAUAUGAGCUGUUGGAAUUCAGCCAUUUCCCAGUCAGAGUUCCUGAACAGCAAGUUAACAGCCAAAGCUAACAGACAACUUCAAGAUCCAUUAGCUAUAAUGACUGGUAACCUACCCCAGUGGUUGUCUCAGUUAGCUUACGUUUGCCCAUUUCUCUUCCCCUUUGAAACUCGGCAUUUACUGUUCUAUGUGACUUCUUUUGAUCGAGACCGAGCACUCCAGAGGUUGUUAGAUAUGACACCUGAACUGAGCAGUAGUGACAGUAGCGAGAGGGUGACACCACGAUUAGACCGAAGGAAGCGGACAGUUUCGCGUGAUGAUUUAUUAAAACAAGCAGAAGUGGUUAUGCAAGAUUUAGGAAGUUCCAGAGCUUUAUUGGAGAUACAGUAUGAAAAUGAAGUGGGAACAGGAUUGGGACCAACACUGGAGUUUUAUGCCCUUGUGUCAAAAGAGUUCCAGCGAGCUGAUUCUGAUUUGUGGCGAGGAGAAGCAGUAACUGUUAGUGAUGGAAAAGGUCCAGCAGACCGCACAUCAUAUAUUCAUUCACCAUGUGGAUUAUUCCCCUCCCCACUCAGCCGAAGUGCCAAGGUUAGUUGUGUCACAAAAAUCCGUAGUAAAUUCAAACUACUUGGGAAGUUCAUGGCCAAAGCUUUGAUGGACUCUCGAAUGUUAGAUAUUCCUAUGAAUCUGAUCUUCUACAAGUGGCUUCUUGGUCAGGAAGGAAGCUUGCGGUCUUCAGACAUCCAGUUCAUAGAUCCAGGUUUAGUUCUCACGUACUUCAAACUAGAAGAGCUGAUUGUACAGAAACUGAAACUAGAGCAAGAUAAUACUCUUACACCCCAGAACUUAAAGAAGGCUAUAGAAAGUCUAGUGUUAGAUGGCUGUUUAAUAGAAGACUUGAACAUAGACUUCACCCUUCCUGGCUAUCCUCACAUUGAACUGAGAAAAGGUGGACGAGAUAUUGCUUUAACAAUCCACAAUUUAGAAGAAUAUUUGCAAUUGGUGAGUCACUGGACACUAUAUGAAGGAGUCAAGAGGCAGAUGGAAGCCUUUAAAGAAGGGUUUGAGUCUGUUUUUCCUAUUGCACAACUGCAAAUAUUCUUUCCUGAAGAGUUGGAAUGUUUGUUCUGUGGAAGUGGAAGCAGCCGCUGGGAUGUGAAAAAUCUUAUGGAGUGCUGUAGACCUGAUCAUGGUUAUACUCAUGAUAGCCGUGCCAUUAAAUUUCUCUUUGAAAUUCUUAGUAACUACAAUCCAGAAGAACAAAGAAGAUUUCUUCAGUUUGUCACAGGGUCUCCUAGGUUACCAGUAGGAGGUUUUAAGAGCUUAUCUCCUCCACUGACCAUAGUAAGGAAAACAUUUGACCCCAAUGAGAACCAAGACGACUACUUGCCAUCAGUCAUGACCUGUGUAAAUUACUUGAAACUCCCUGAUUACACCAGUAUAGAAGUUAUGAGAAAGAAACUAGAAAUUGCUGCUUGUGAAGGACAGCACUCUUUCCAUUUAUCUUGAUUGAAUAUUGUAAUGUUACUGGGAGUUUGUAUAUGUGUGUGUGUGAAUGUUCAGAACAGAAAUAGCAGGUUGUUACUUGAACAGGUGAAGUUGUUGGUAUAAGAUAAACUAUAUUGUUUUUACUUUUCUCAUACAAGACUGAUUUUUUUUUUUAAUUUCCAACACAAUACGGAGAUACAGCUUUUUUUCUAGGGUAUAUCACUACCUCUGCAAUUGGUUGGCAUCAAAUGGCUCUAGAUGUUCAAGCUCUAGCACAUGCUAGAUCAGUUCAAGUCAUAAUGAUCAUUACCUUGAUGUGAUAUACAAAUAUCACUCUCAGAAUGUAUAGCUGAUAAGAAUUUUUAAAAACUUUGGGGAUUACCAUGAAUUAUAAUGAAAAUUGAAGUGGUGAUGAGUUUUCUUUUGUAGUUAUUUUUACAAUGUUUACUAGCUUUGAAAAUUCAAAUACCUUAACCUAUUGAAAAAAAAAGACGGAACAAAGACACUUAACCAUGGAACAUGACAUAACAACUAAAGUGUGAUGGCCUUCUCCUCUCAAAUGUAAAUUGUUCUGCUUAUUAAUGUGCAAUUGUAAAUUGCUGGACUUUUUUUCUUUUUUUUGGUUUACUUGCAAGUUGUCAGGGAUGUUGUACAACUCCCAACAGCCUUUUACCAUGCACUGUUUUUCACUUUCAAGUAUGAAGUAUUCAAGCUAAAUUUUUGUUGUUGCUUAAUAACACAAUUAAGAAAAAAGUUUAGCAGCAAUUAAAUUUUACCGUAACACUUACAAGUCUUCUUGCUUGAUCUCAGUUUAAACAAAAAUAUGUAUUUAAAGGUAAUUGAAAGUAUUUGUCUCACAAAAAAAUUUCUCUCUGGGCAUCAUGUGAAAUACAGUAGAAUGAGUUUAUUUGUGAUGUGGUUUUCUGCAAUUCUUGUUGUCUUAAAAUCUGUAUUUUUAUUCAGAUAUUGUGUUUUGUUUCUUUUUUAGUUUAUUGUGCAGUGUGGUGGCCACUGUGUCCAGUUUUUUGUACAAUGUAGCCUCUAGCAGGCCACUGGCUGCAACCAAAGUAAAUUGAAUUAAUAAACGUUGUAUUUAGAAAAUUA